Molecule: messenger RNA, 1056 nt
Organism: Dracunculus medinensis (Guinea worm)
Lineage: Eukaryota; Metazoa; Nematoda; Chromadorea; Rhabditida; Dracunculidae
Source: the annotation of a GenBank genome assembly
AUGGAUCGUUUGAAGAAAUUUUUGGCUGAUAAGAAGAUCAGUAAAAAUUUUAAGAAGGCAGGCAUUGGGCAUAAACUUACGGAUGACCCGUCUGAAAAUGUCUUAUUGGAAGCGGGGCAUUCUAAAAUCAAUGCAAAUAAGGUUUUUUUUUCUGUUUUUUGUUCCUUUAAUACUUUUUUAUUCAUUAUGCAAAAUUCUGAUAUGUGUGCUGAUGAAUUGUUAUUGCAGAUGCGAAAAUAUAUUGAAGAUUUUUUGCGCCAACAGUUGCAUGAUGAUUCCAUAGUCGCUUCUGUUUUGAUGCUUUUUUCACUUAAUGAUUCAAAGAAAUGUCAGUCAGCAUCGGAAAUAUUGCAAAAGUAUCUUAGAAAUUUGAUUGAAAAUCCUCAUGAUGAAAAAUUUCGUCGUAUUAGAUUGAGUAACAAAGUGCUUCAGGAACGUGUAUUAUGUGCCAAAGGCGGUUUUGAAUUUCUUCAAGCUUGUGGUUUCGAAGAAGUUAAUACAAAAGCUGAAGAUACUGCUGCUUUAAUACAAGCCAACGAAAUUCUGCAAAGUGGCCAAAUGAUUCCACUGAAAUUGCAUAGAAAUCCCUUAAUAUAUAGGUUAGAAGAUGGCCAGCGGUUAGAUAAUGUGGAGCUUUCACCUGAUUUUUAUAAUUUAUCUGUUACUGAAAUUAAAGCUGAACAAAAAUUAAGGCAAGAAGCGCUUACGACGCUUCGAACGCGUGAAAUGAGAGAACGUGAUGAAAAACAUGCUUCUCGUCAUUACAAGUACACCUUAUUAAGGAUCAGAUUUCCAAAUAAUUACCUGAUCCAAGGUACAUUUGGUUCUGAAGAGCAAUUUGGUGCGGUACGAAGAUUUAUCCAAGAAUAUCUUGCUAGUGUGGAAUUGCCCAUCUUUGUUAUUAUUGAUGCAUUAUCAGGUCGCAUAAUAACAGAUGAUUCAAAAUCGCUGAAUGAGCUUAAGUUGGUGCCUACUUCCAUACUGUGUUUCGAAUGGGAUAAUGAUAUCAAAAACGAACUUUUAAAUCACUAUACUGAGGUUUUUUUGAAAAAUUAA